Rhizopus microsporus ATCC 52813 is the source of this 483-nucleotide messenger RNA. RefSeq lists its product as uncharacterized. Bases 1 to 483 code for a protein of 160 amino acids. The transcript is spliced from 2 exons. The record is from RefSeq and is a predicted model, not a curated record. Lineage: Eukaryota; Fungi; Mucoromycota; Mucoromycetes; Mucorales; Rhizopodaceae.
AUGUUAAUAGACCUGAUCGUUUAUCUGGAGCCUCCUAGUGAAAUCAAACAGCAAGUAGAUCAUUUCCUUGAUACAACAGCAGACAGUAUUGGUUUUACGACAGCCAAUAAAUAUAGAUGUCACGUUUCCAUGACAGGUUUCUUUCAGACCGAUCAUGACCAAAUGGACACAGUGAAGGAAAUACUUGAUAAGGUUCUGCAAUAUGACUUUAAAGACAACCCCAAGUUAGAUUGGAACCCUUUGGUCGCCAAGGACAAGCUAACCAAUGAUCCAUAUCACGUGUUACUUCCCGUCUCUGUAUCAGACGAGUAUCGACAAUGUAUGCAAACAUUUGCAAAAGAAGCGCGUUCGAGACUUGAUAUCACAGUACGUCCUAAAAGAAUUGACCAUAUUAGUCUUGCCUACUGGGAUGAACACGAGAAGAAAGACUCGGGUUGGUUGCAAUGGAUCCUGGAGCAUUGUUUUAUAUCAAAGAUCAUUUAG